CCAAUUUUAUGUGUCCGUACAGUACUCAAUAUCAAGCACGACAUUUAUUCAAAUUAUUCACGAAAAUAGGACAUGUCAGCCAAUAUACCCAAAUCUCCAAAAUAAAUCAAACUAAGCUAUAUGAAUCCUGACAUUAAAUGUUGUUUGGUGAAACUGCAGCGAUGUUAAACCAGCUUAUGGCGUCCAUCGUAACAACGGUCGGGGAGAAGAUCGUAGGUUACGCAGGGGACGAGAUAAAGACCAUAGUCGAACUCAAGUCCAUUUUAAACUCUCUGCAAGCAAAAGUCUACUUAUUGCAUGCUAAAGCAUCGGAUUUUGAGGAUCAUAUCAAGAAUGCGGAGCUAUUGGGUAAAAAGAAAAGAAAACGAGAAGUUGCCAACUGGUUGGCCGGUGUGGAACUAAUUAGAAGCGAACUUCGCGAACUGCACAGUGAAGUACAAACACAAGGAUUUGCUCAAAUUUUCCUAGGUGGAGAUCGAGCGAAGAAGCUGAACGAAAGACUCGACACACAUGUUCAGCAGUGUAUACAUUUCGGUGAACUCGUGCUCGAUGUUUACCAGACUAAGGAGGCGCCGUUUGCCGAAACUAAGCUAGUAGGUCACACCUAUGGCGACAUUUUGAGUAAAAUAUUGAAGUUAUUGGUGGAAGAUCGAGUGGCAAGUGUCGGGAUUUACGGUAUGGGUGGUGUGGGCAAGACGGCUUUGAUGAAGCACAUUCACAACCGGCUUCUAGAAAGAUCCGGUCAAGAAUGUGUCAUCUGGGUCACGGUCUCUCGAAAGUUCAGUAUAAGGACGUUACAAGUUAGAAGCCCAUGCGGUAGUUUGGAUCUCGAGAAUGAGUUCGAUGAAGACAAAAGAGUUGCUAGAUUGAAACUCGCCUUGUCCCAGAAAACAACGAACAUUGUGUUGAUAUUGGAUGACGUGUGGGAAUUUAUAAGCAUGGAAAAGAUCGGAGAUUUGUCACGUCUGUUGGGUUGCCGGGUGGUUAUCACAACUCGGUCCAUGAAAAUUUGUCAUGAAAUGGAUUGCCAACAAGUUAUUGGAGUGAAGCCACUAGAUAUGGAUGAAGCAUGUGAGUUAUUCACCCAAGUGUUGGGGCGAAAAACAAAAUUGGAUCCGAAAGUGGAAGAAAUUGCAAACUCCAUGGUGAAAUUGUGCGACGGUUUGCCUCUUGGGGUAAUCGCACUAGCUAAGAGCAUGAGGGGCGAGAAUGCCAUUCACGCGUGGAGGAACGCGUUGGCAAAACUCGAGAAAUGCGUUAUUAUGGGACUAGAUGAAAUAUUGGGGGACGAGGUUUUUAAAGUACUUGGAUAUAGUUUUGAUGCACUGGAUCCGAAGCGUCAAAUGCGAGGAACGAGUAACGGUCACACACCGUUACAGCGUUGUUUCUUGUAUUGCUCUUUGUAUCCGAAAGGUCACCGAAUUGAAAGAGAGGAACUAGUUAGAAAAUUCAUUUCCGAGGAUUUGGUGGACAAAACAAAGUGCACGACCGAACAAAUCGAUGAGGCCCACUCGAUACUCGAUAAAUUAGUGAAUGUUUGCUUACUGGAAGAGACGGACGGUGAGGAUUGCGUGAAGAUGCACAAUCUAGUUAGAGGCAUGACUUUGAAGAUCACUCAAGGUGAAAAUGCAGGAAACCCCGCUUUCAAAGAAAUUCCGGUUGAAGAUGAAAUGGCCGAAUUUUUUUUAGGAAAAUGUAAUUGAUGCACGUUGGCGUAGAGGAAUUUCCGUCUCCAAUUUGUCCCAAGCUCUCCUCAACGUUGCUUCGAAAUGGGAAUCCAUUGAAAUUUAUUCAAGAUGCGUCUUUCCCGCUAAUGCGCUUUCUCGUUUAUGCACUGAUUUUCUGCACGAUUCUUGGGCACGUUGGUACUUUACAGAAGGAUGCAUGAUUCUUACUUAAUCAAUGUCAUAGAUUUAAAGUUUUCAUAUAUCGAAAAUAACUGCAAUUCUGUAAUCUUCUAGUUAUGUACGGAUUUGAUUCUCACUAGUAUAAAGUUCUUUUUCUUUGUUUUAUGUAUUUCUUUGAAGCAGAAAUGUUCUUGUACGAAGAUAUACAUGUGGUACCAUUUCAUUGGAUAUUUU
This is a messenger RNA of Erythranthe guttata (spotted monkey flower), 2081 nucleotides long. Lineage: Eukaryota; Viridiplantae; Streptophyta; Magnoliopsida; Lamiales; Phrymaceae. The record is from RefSeq and is a predicted model, not a curated record.